Messenger RNA from Zychaea mexicana, 1471 nucleotides. Its product is annotated as nucleotide-diphospho-sugar transferase. Gene Ontology annotation, biological process: protein N-linked glycosylation; cell wall mannoprotein biosynthetic process. The transcript has 4 exons. NCBI's taxonomy places the organism in Eukaryota, Fungi, Mucoromycota, Mucoromycetes, Mucorales, Lichtheimiaceae. Gene Ontology annotation, molecular function: alpha-1,2-mannosyltransferase activity. The coding region runs from base 154 to 1302 and encodes 382 amino acids. The record is from RefSeq and is a predicted model, not a curated record. Gene Ontology annotation, cellular component: Golgi apparatus; membrane.
CUUGGCUCGAAGCACCCACUACGCUUUCCUGAUAGUCCAUAUUUAGCAAUUUCUAGGAGUAGACCACGAUACCAAGCUUUUUUUUCAUCCUUUUGCAGGUCUUUUAAAUAUACACUUUCUUUUAUACGUAUCCCAAAAGCUUAGUCAAUAGCGAUGACCUGGUACAUUUCACGGAGGAGGCUUUUUCAAAAAGUACUUUUACUUGUUGCAAUAGCUCUGACGUGCGUCAUUGUCGUGUUGGCAUUUAAUUCAUCCCUUUACCGCACCAUUCCAGCCAUCUUGCCACUCUUCAACUCGAUCCCCGUCUAUCGCAAUCGCUGGAUCUAUACAACCCCUACAACCGUUCAUCAUCCCAACCAAGAUAAAUACAAUGCCGCACUGGUUGCCUUUGUAGACAGUGAUCACGCGUCCAUUGGCAAAUUGCGACGCACCAUGCGCGACUUGGAAGAUAACUUCAACCGCUACCACAAUUAUCCUUAUAUUAUCUUUUCACCCGAGCUCUUAAAUACCGAGUACAAGGAGCUUAUUGCGUCCCUAACCAAAGGCGACGUUAUGUUCUAUGACGAAAUCGACGAAUAUACGUAUGGAUACGCAAACGAUACGGAUCAUGGACGAGCGGAAGUAGCGCGCAACAAGCUAAAGAACGUCGUGGUAUAUGGUGACGAUGAGCAUUAUCGUUUUCGAGCACGUUUUAUGGCUGGAUUGAUUUUCAGUCAUCCUGCUUUGGAAAAAGUGGAUUAUUAUUGGCGAUUCGAUCCAGGAACAGAAUAUACAUGUCCGAUCACCUUUGAUCCAUUCCAAUAUAUGCACGAAAACAAGAUUAAGCUAUCAUUCUCGGUUGCUCCGUACGAGCCGUUUGAAGCAAUGCCGACGUUGUGUGAUACUUUGGACAAAUACCUAAAGGAAAAUCCAUCUAAAGAAACAAGUCUAAACGAGUUAAUACGGAAGGAAAAUGGCAAGUGCACCAGGUGUACAUUAUCCAGCAGUUUCCAGAUUGCUGAUCUCAGCUUCUUCAAGAGCGAGCAGUAUCGAGCAUUUUUCGAACAUAUCGAUAAAGCAAAUGGUAUCUUUUAUGAGCGAUGGAGCGAUUCUGUUAUCCAAUCCCUAGCUGCUGGUCUGUUCCUCGAGGAAAAGGAUAUCCAUCACUGGGAAAACAUCGGUUAUCAAGCCACACCCUAUAUAUCCCACUGUCCACAAGACAAAUCCCUCUGGCUCAAAUGCAAUUGCCGACCCGAGCACAACUUUGAUACCGAUCCUCUUAGCUGCCUUCCGAAAUUUUCGGCAACGAAGAAGAAAUUGUAGAAAAAAGAAACUAUAAAUAGAGGGGUGGGUGUUGUUUUUGUACGGUUGUGCGAACAUGUACUAGAAAUAAUUUAUAAACAUGUACAGGAAUAUAAUAAUUUGCUAUAGAUGGGAACACUAUUUUUCUGACUCUUCCAUAAAACGUCAACUGGGGAAAAAGUGUGUUUCU